Physcomitrium patens is the source of this 4896-nucleotide messenger RNA. RefSeq lists its product as uncharacterized. Gene Ontology annotation, molecular function: protein binding. The record is from RefSeq and is a predicted model, not a curated record. Lineage: Eukaryota; Viridiplantae; Streptophyta; Bryopsida; Funariales; Funariaceae.
UUUUCUCUUUUGGCGCUGUGUGGAGGAUUUUCGUAGCCGCAUUUUGUUCUCCCUCGUUCCGUGGUUGCGUGGUUCCGUUGAGAGUGGGAGCUGGUGGUUUUGAUGUUCGGAGAACGUUUCUUAUGAGCAUUUCUUAUUAGUAGAUCAAAUUAUGAGAAUUUGAAACUGAGCGUUGUUUCUUUUACUUGGUGAAUUAAGGUUCCAGCUGAGAACUCGGUAGUUCGUUUUGUCUCUGAGAUAAUUCUCACGCGUAGAAAAUUGUGCGAUCGUGUUGAUUUUCUGUAACAGAGAGCGGAGCUUGAAGACCUCUUGUGGUUGGAGCCUGGGACGCCUUGCUUGUGUCUCCUUCGACACUAGAUUCUGGAACGGGAUCUCUGCGUCUCGAGGCCACAUUGCCUUAGGGUUCAAUGUCCUGGAGGGGCGGCAAUUUGAUGAUCCAAUUAGUUAGAUUCACAUUACCUGUACAGCAUUUGCAGAAAACUUGCUUCUAUAAGAGUAGACACAAAUGAAGAUUUUUGUUCAGGAGGUGUAGUGUAUAUAAAAUUGGAGACAUCUCGAAAGGCACUUUUCUUGGCAUUGGUCCAUGAUACUUCAAGGCCUCUUGUGUUGUGCACUUGUAUGAUUAAGAUAUUGAACGGCAACUGUUAUAGAUUCUGGUAAACAAACAUCAGGCAGUAGAUAUUGUAAGGUGAAAAUGUGGACGGAUAAGAGUGGGAUACCUAUUGAGCGGUUUUCGUAUCUUCUUUUGGAGGAUGGGGACCACUACAUCCAAGAUUGGAUUGCCUCCUGUAGGCCUGGAUUGGUCGGGCCUGGUGCACAGAAGCCCUCUCAGCAAAGAAGGUUGAAGGGUCGCCUACGAUUAUGCGCACGAGCUAUAUUUUUUGAGCCUGAGUACAUCAAGGCUCCUAUACUCAUGUUUCCUUUUUCGAAAAUAAAAAAGAUUGAGCAGCUCGUAGAGCCCUCCCCGACUGUUUCUACUCCAGCUAGCAAAUUUAGGAGUCGACAGGAAGGGUUUGCAGUGAGCACGAGCAUGCUCGUAAAAAUGAAAGAGAAUGGGAUUGAUGCUCCGUACGUGAUCGAAAAGAAGGACAGUAUCUGGUGGAUCACGAUGGAGUUCUCACCUGUUCAACAGUUUUUGCAUCAGGCGCAGUCCUUGUUAUCCAUAAAUGCACUACCCUUUGAUGAAAGGGAUAUGAUACUACAAAAUGCAGCUGCACGAAGAGAGGCCCAGGCACAUUUUGACCAAAGUCGCCUUGUGUAUUUUAGCGAGUACGUCUUACUCGACCUUCCAGCUGCUCAGGUUACUCCAUUGGUUCGAGAACCAGGUCGAUUAGUGUUGACACAAUCCCGAAUCUACUUCCAGCCACUGCAUAAUCUAAACAAUGAUAAUCCAGUACGAUCACAGCCUUACAGCGAAAUUAUAGCUGUAGCACGUCGGCGGCAUUCGCUACGACCUAUUGGAAUGGAAAUAUUUUUCAAGGCUAAUCUUGUGUCAGGGGCUGCGUCCAGUGGUGGAGUUGCCGAGGGUGCAAGUGCAUUUUUCACCUUUCGUGAUCUUAAACUACGUGAGCAGGUUGUAUCCAAGCUGUUCGAACAGCUAGGGGGUCAAUCAGGUGCUGCUGCCGCUGCAGGAUCACUCCUUGAAGCCGACAGCUACUGGCUCAACAGAAUUACUGCAGCCUGGCAGGCAAGGCUUGUUUCAAACUACGAUUACUUAAUGUAUCUCAAUUUAGCAGCUGGACGUAGCUUCUGUGAUCUUACGCAAUGGCCUAUCAUGCCAUGGGUGUUAUGCGACUACAAAAGCUCAAAACUGGAUCUCACAGAUCCAAGUGUUUAUCGUGACUUGUCUAAGCCUAUUGGAGCUCUUAACCCUACACGUCUCGAAGUUUUUUGGGAACGCCUUUCAGAGAUGCCGGAGGGAGACAAUUCAAGUUCCCCGUUUCUAUAUGGAACUCAUUAUUCGACCCCUGGGUAUGUUCUUUACUGGCUUGUUCGAGGUGCUCCAGCUCACAUGCUUCGCCUUCAGAAUGGCAAGUUUGAUGCUCCCGAUCGUCUUUUCGUGAGCGUCGCAGAUGCUUGGGAAAGUGUACUCAACAAUCCAGCUGACUUGAAGGAACUGAUUCCUGAAUUUUAUUGUCCCCCUUCUGACUUCCUAGUAAAGAGAGAAGGUUUGAACUUGGGUGUCCGUCAGAAUGAAGAGCCCGUGGGUGAUGUUAAGUUGCCCCCUUGGGCAAAUGGUCCCGAGGAUUUCAUUUCUAAGAAUCGGCAAGCUUUGGAGAGUCAGCACGUAUCGAUGCGACUACAUUUCUGGAUAGAUCUGAUUUUCGGACACAAACAACGAGGAGAGGCUGCUUUGUCUGCAAACAACCUGUACCAUCCUUUAACGUAUGAAGGAGCAGUUGAUCUGGAUAGCAUUGACAAUCCAGUUGAGCGCGCAGGCUUUGAAGCUCAGAUCAACGAGUUUGGCCAAGCACCGCGGCAGCUCUUCACGAGUCCUCAUCCUCCCAGGUUACUGAAAAGAAUGACCACGGUCAUGGACAAUGACACACUUUCGGACUACAGCACAAAAUUAGAAGGCUUUCGUGGACUUAGCAUGGAGUUCGUGUCGCGUAUCAUGGCUCUUGCCUCCUCUCCACGAAAGAUCCCUGCUACAGUAACCCCUCUUACUCCAACUUCUUCUGUCAAAUUUCAGAUUAUCUCAGACGAGGUUACGUCCAAAGAUUCACCUCAGACGCCAUUUAGACGUACUAGAAAAAUGAGAGCUGGAACACCCAUCCCAGCCGGAACCUUGAAAAAUGCAGCACAAUUUAUGUCAAGUGACAGUGAUAAAGAAGACAGUCCUCUGGGUAAAAACCAUGAUGACGAGUAUCCAGACAGCGCUUGGAGAAAACCUGAGGGUAUUUCGGAUUGGCGCACUGAAUCAGCAGUUUCAUCUCCAGGUUUAGACUUCGCUGAAUUCAACAAUCCAUUUGAUGUCGUUAAAAAUGUAGUACUUCACUUGCCAAACACAAAACGCCAGAAUAUCGUCGAGACUAGAGUUGCUCAGGAGAGUGACAACUUGGAAGAUAGGGAAAUAGGAGAGCGUGAUUCAGAAGCGGGUGUGGCUCCUCAUAAUAUAGAAGAUUUCCAUAAAACAAUGGCAUGGCAUUCCAUGUUUCGCCAGAGACUUUCUGAGCCUCAACGUCUACAUCUGCACCGGGGCCCUGUAAAUGGAUGCGUGCUCUCAGAAGAAAAUGCUGCGGGAACUGUAACCAUGUACUCGGUGGACAGGGACGGCUUCAUAAAGGUAUAUUCAAUCUCAGAGGGCUUCCAGAUUCGAGCAACGAAGCUUGGAACUUUACCACUCUCAUGCCUAACUCUAGCAAAGAGCUCAGAUGCUUAUCCGAUCGUAUUAGCUGGGUCCUAUGAUGAUUGCGUCUAUGUAUAUUCGGUAGACUAUGGACGAGCUCUUAGCAAGAUGAGAGUGCAUGACGAGGCUGUGUCAUGUGUGCGUAUGGUAACCAGCAGCAGCGAGCGAAUGCUGACUGCCUCAUGGGAUUCUACUGUGAAACUCUGGGGCAUAGGCGAAGCACGAGAGAGUUGGGCUACGGCAACUGCAGCAACACCGGAGGCUGAAUUUUUGGAGCAUGACAGUGCAGUGUGGUGUCUCGAUGCCCAGCCCGAAGGAAGCUUAGCAGUUUCUGGAGCUAAAAAUGGCACUAUUCUUGCUUGGGACUUGAGGAAUCCAAGAUCGUCUGUUUGGCAUCGCAGCUGUAGUGGGUCGGCCACAGGAUUGCGUCUGUCUAAUGAUAGCAAUCAAGUAGUCGUGGCAUCCACCGAUGGUUCAUUACGUGUUCUUGAGACAAGGCAGUCGGGUGCUGUGCUAGCUACUAAAGAUUGCGGGAGCUCCUUGCGGUGCUGUGAGAUUGCAGGAGAUCUGAUCAUCGCUGGAAGUGCGGAUGGAUCUUUGUUUUUCUGGCCACAUAUCUUUCCUUCCAAUGGUAGCAUGUCGAAGGAAACGGAGUUGGCUACUGAGUUCUUGGACUAUUCCCCUUUACAAGACCAUUCAGACUCAAUCAACUGCUUGUCUUUGGCCUGUCAUACAAAUGGACUUGGUGCUAGCUUUGCAACUGCAUCCAAGGAUUGCAGCAUCAAUAUUUAUAGCGUUGGAGAAAGAUGACGGGAAAAGUUGCCGAUUUGUAAUUUCACCCUAACUGGUCCACUUUUGUAUACAAGUCAAAUGAUAAUCUGGUCGACAUUCGCGACAAUAGUUAUGAGUGAGCAUUUUGGCAUCGAAUAACCGUGUCGAAAUAAUGAGCAGCUAUGCAUUCUUUCACUUGCUUUGUGAAAGAUUAGUCACAUUGACCAGGAAACUUAUGCAGCGAAACAUUGCUUGGGCAACGCUAAUACCAGUCCCUGGGAGCAGACGUCUCCACUCAGAUCUGGCCUUUCCUGAAAUCUUCUCUCCGGUUCGGUGCGCAUACGAGAUUUCUUCUCCAGUAACAAGACCAUCAGGUUUUUGUAACAUGUGCCUAAUCUGCACCAAUACGUAUUACAAAAUAAGCUCAUCCAUGUGCUACAAUUGUAGCAUUAUUAUUCAGUAAGAGUGCUCUUGCAUUUCUUACAUCAAUUGACCCUGACGGUGACAACUUGCAAGGCUGGCCAAUUGAAGCACUGCAAGAUUCUUCGACCUAUCGUUGUCACGAUGAGUGUAGAUAACGACGAUUGAUCUCUGAUUGUUUACUAUAUUUGAAAACUCAAUAGAAAUUUCUAGAAUAUUUGCGGUUUGAUGAGAAUUAUCAACGUGUCAUGUAAGUUUUACAACACACUUUUCACGAAAAACUUAUAUGAAGUCUGCGCUUGUAUCAAAAUUGUGAAUGAAUUCGUCUUCAAAUAAAUUGAGUAGUUGGACGUUAA